AUGAAUUAUGUUAAUGAGUCUGUUAGAAAAAAGAUAGUUAUUAUUGGAUUAUUUCUCUUUAGCUUUUCAUUAUUUUUUCUAUGUUAUCCAGAAUAUAUAUCUCAACACACAUUUGUGGAUGAUAAUAACUUACAUGCUGAUACAGUCAGAGAGUCCAUUCAACCUGAAAUACCUGAAGUAUUACGAAUGUUUAAACAAUACUCAGAAACUCCACAACAAAGAAGAACAGAAUUUCUUUUUUCAUAUUUACAAAGUAUUGGAUAUGAUUUAUAUAAUUAUAAAGAUAAAUAUAAUACUACUGGAUUAAGUGCAGUAUUAAGACCAAGAAGAACUGAUGAUAGAAGUUGUAUUUUAUUAAUGGGAAGAUAUUCUACAAAUAUGAGCUCACCAUUAAAUCCAUCGAAAAUGCCAGAAAUAAAUACACUAAUGUCAAUGUUAAUAAUUGCAAAAAAAUUAACAAAAUGUGAUUGGCUUGCAAGAAAUUUUCUUUUAGUAUUUCUUGAAGAUACAACUUCAAUAGGUAGAAAUGAUUUCUUUAAUGUUUAUCAAAAAAAUCCUUUUUGUGGAAGAAUUAUAGCUGGAUUAGAACUUGAUGUUGAAUCGUCAUCUUAUGGUGCAACAGAAUUAUCAAUUGUUAUUCCUUCUCAAAUUUAUAUGCCAAAUCAAGAUAUCUAUAAUGGAUAUAUAUCUCAUCUUAACUUAGUUUAUUAUAACUUAACUAUUUCAAAAAUGUUUUCAAAGUAUUCACAUUCAAUUUUUAGAGAUGGUUUAUUACAUGCUUCUUUUAUUCGUUAUACUGAUUCAACAGAGUCAGGAUAUAAUAAUGUGGAUAUGCUUUGUAUUCAAUCAACUUAUAACGACACAAAACAACAAAAAUCAGUUCCUCAUAGAAUAUUAUUAACUACAUAUAUUACUUUAUUACGUUCUUUUAAUAAUUUAUAUCAACAAUUACAAUAUUCAACUCAUUUUUAUAUUCCUUCAGGAUUAACUUCAUAUAUCAAUUUCCCAAUGAUUAUAUUAUUUACAGUUACUAUUACUGCUCCAAUUAUUUUAUUUAGUUUAAUUAGUAUUAUCCCAGAAAGUAUUUGUUAUAUCUUUAAAUCAUAUCCAGAUUCAUUACCUAAAAAAUUAAUAGUAUUAUCAGACAUUCUUUUAUCAACUAAAACUGAAAUAUCUCAUCCAACAACAAUUUAUUUAGUAAUCUUUUAUUUUAUUCUUUCUACUAUUUUAUAUAUUCCUUAUCUUUUCUUAUUUGGUUGGAAUAUUGUUUCUAUUGAAGAUCAUUAUAAUUAUACUCAGUUCAAUCAAGACCAAUCAAUCUAUUUGAUUUGUGUUAAUUUUAUUCCUGUUAUUAUAUCACUUUUAUUAUCUCAUUAUACCCCACCACUUUCUUUAUCUCAACUCCGUUUAAAUAUUUCAUUUGCUUCAUUACCAAGUUUAUUUGUAUGUACAGUUUUCUUAUUCAUUAAUCCUUAUUUUGCACUUCUUUAUGGGUUUAUUCUUGGUGUAACUUCACUAAUUUCUUUCAUUGUUUUAUUAUACAAACCUUCGUUCUUUAAAUUUGGAAGAGUUAUUUGUUUAAUUACAUCUCUCCCUGGAUUUGUAUUGUUGUUGUUGCUCUUUUCUAUUGAUAUUUCUAUUCUUGUAUAUGUUCCUACAUUAGUAACAAUAGCAAUAAUUUUCUAUAUUCCAGUUUCUAUGUCUCAUAUCUAUUCAAUGUUUUCAUUUAAUUCUUUAGUGAUUAAACAAAACUGUAACAAGGACUAA
Entamoeba dispar SAW760 is the source of this 1767-nucleotide messenger RNA. RefSeq lists its product as uncharacterized. Gene Ontology annotation, biological process: attachment of GPI anchor to protein. The transcript has a single exon. Bases 1 to 1767 code for a protein of 588 amino acids. The record is from RefSeq and is a predicted model, not a curated record. Gene Ontology annotation, cellular component: membrane; GPI-anchor transamidase complex. NCBI's taxonomy places the organism in Eukaryota, Evosea, Mastigamoebida, Endamoebidae.